This is a messenger RNA of Paramecium primaurelia, 225 nucleotides long. The record is from the annotation of a GenBank genome assembly. NCBI's taxonomy places the organism in Eukaryota, Ciliophora, Oligohymenophorea, Peniculida, Parameciidae.
AUGAGGAGAUGUGGAUCAAGAGAUAAAGAAAUUAAAGAAAAAUUAGAUUCUCAUGAACUGAUUAUGAUUAUGCAAUCAAAUGGUUUUCUAAAAUUACUUAAUAAAAACCAGGAUAUUAAGAUUUUUUAUUAAAGGGAUUAGAUCAAUGUUUUAGUUUUGAAAGUUUUAAAAUGUAUUUUACUUAAAAACCUGUAUUUGUUUAAAAACUAUACAAUUUUUAUGUGA